AUGCAUUUUUCAGCUGCACAUUUGGCUGAAUUGUCAUGUGCAGUGCCGAAGAACUGCGUUCUUUACCAGUUCACUUACGUUACGCUUGGAGAGCUGCCUGCCUUUAUCAUCGGUUGGACAGCAGUCCUCGAUUCUGUUUGUAUUUCUACUAUUCUCUGCCAGGCUUGGAGCGAACACGUUAAUCUGUUGUUCCGUCGCCUCCUUCAUCCGUACAUGACACUGAAAUUACUCCAUCAAGAUACCGGAUUAUGGAUACUUAGUGAAGAAUACGAUUUUGCAGCCUUGUGUGGUGUCUUAUUCACAUUCCUCAUUCUCUGUUGCAGUCUACGGGUUGUGGGUACGGUUUCACUAUGCCUAGUUGUUGUGGCUAUUUUGAUGACAGCCAGCUGUACUAUGGUGGGAUUUUUUCACGCGGACCCGCAAAACUGGAUCGAUGCCAACUUCUUUCGAUUUGGAUUUGAGGGGGUGGGUUUGACUAACUAG
Messenger RNA from Strongylus vulgaris, 483 nucleotides. The record is from the annotation of a GenBank genome assembly. NCBI's taxonomy places the organism in Eukaryota, Metazoa, Nematoda, Chromadorea, Rhabditida, Strongylidae.